Molecule: messenger RNA, 1197 nt
Organism: Verticillium alfalfae VaMs.102
Lineage: Eukaryota; Fungi; Ascomycota; Sordariomycetes; Glomerellales; Plectosphaerellaceae
Exons: 2
Coding region: 1-1197 (398 amino acids)
Biological process (GO): regulation of DNA-templated transcription
Molecular function (GO): DNA-binding transcription factor activity
Source: RefSeq, a predicted model, not a curated record
AUGGUGGAACCAGGGGAACCCGACGGACUCCUCACCGAUGAAGAACGCGAGCUCAUGGUGACCGCCCUCGGCAUCGAAGCUUAUGGGGGCCAGCCUGAUCAACCCAGUUCAAGCAGCUCCCAGGCCUCCGAAAUGCCUCCUCCUGCCGGGGGCGGCCGUCAACUGGUGCCAAACUCCCCGGUUCCCAUGGCCCUUCUGAACAGCCCCCUUGGGCCGCCCGCUUCGAUCACGUAUCCCCAGCAGGUGCUUGAUAGCCUCUACAGCGACGCAAGCGGGCUAAAUAUCCCUUCUGACAAUAGCUUCUUCCCAGGCAGCCAUGCUGAUAUCAACAACUUCUUGCCUCCUGGCGUAUAUUCAAUUUCAACCCAUGGUUUACCUGCCUCAUGCAACAUGCCUUGUGGAAGACCCGACUCCGGACUCUCACAACCUUCCGGAGCGCCCCAAGGAACGCCAUACGAAGCUGCUGGAAGCGUCCCUCUUUCCUUUCAAAGCCCUCUCAACAACACCUUCCGUAACGCCAUUAGCAAUCCGUUACACUUGAAUCCGGCUUUCGACCCCCACCCUUCAGAACUGGAUCUCUUCGUUCAGACAGAAGCACAAGCACAGAUGAACACUUCCAAGGAUCUUUACUCAGAGGAAAUUCGGGAGACGAGCCUCAGCGUGCCUUCCUCGACAUACUUUGAGAGCCUCAUGGGUGACAGUGUGCCCGAGGCUGAUAGUGUCACUCGACAAAGCGAAAUUCGCGCCAUUCUCAACAAGGACAAGGUCCCGGUGGCCACUGAAAGGGACGAUGCAUCGGAAAGGGGCAAAAAGAUCAGAAAGAGAAAAAUGAACAAGCUUGAGCCUGGCCAAAAGCGCCGUGCCCCUAAGAUGCAUUCUAAGAUGCCCGAGUGGGAGAAGGAGCAAAUCGAUGCGGCCAAUGCGGAUAUUGACAGGCAAGUCAAGGAAUGGAACAAGAAGAAGAAUAAUGAGUCUGCCAAGCGCGGAAGGCAGCGACGCCAGAACAGAGUGAACCGGCUGACGGAGGAUCUCGCCCAAGCACAGGCCGAGCGCAACUUUUGGAAGGCGAGGGCCGUGAACCAGGGCGCCAGCGAGGAGGAGUGGGACGCAGUGCCCGAGGGCCUUAGGGAUGAUCUUGUUGCGGACUUCCGCAUCGACCCCGAUGAUCUGCUGCUGCCUCCCGAGGAUGACUUUUAG